AUGGCACCAGCAACAGAGACAACAUCAGCACAGGCCACCAUGCUCACCGACAAUUCCUACCUCCAAAACAACAAUAGCAACAGUAUGGUCUCUCGCUCCUCUUCCGCGGCCGUCUCUGUCGAACCCAAUGUCAAAACAAGGCUCUACCAUGUUUGGAAAGGGAAUAAUAAAUUUCUUUGUGGUGGAAGAUUAGUUUUCGGUCAGGAUGCAUCAUCUCUUUUUCUAACAUCAUUCCUGAUUGGAGGUCCUGCAAUACUAUUCUUAAUAAGAAUGCUAUUAUCACUAAAUAAAGAAGACCCUCACUUUAGCAACCCUGUACUAAUUGGAGGAGCGGUUCUCACUGUUUUGGAUUUUCUUUUUCUAUUCAUGACAUCCGGUAGAGAUCCAGGAAUUAUCCCCAGAAAUGCACAACCGCCUGAAUUAGAUGAACCAUUAGACAUAAACGUAUCAUCCAUGGAAUGGGUAAACAAUAGGGCCCCUAAUUUGAAGUUGCCUAGAGUAAAAGAUGUGAUAGUCAAUGGUCACACAGUGAAGGUGAAAUUCUGCGACACUUGUUUGCUCUAUCGUCCACCACGUGCUUCUCAUUGCUCUAUCUGCAAUAAUUGUGUGCAAAAGUUUGAUCAUCAUUGCCCUUGGGUUGGUCAGUGCAUUGGAUCACGUAACUACCCAUUCUUUAUUAUGUUCAUAUCAACAUCAACCUUGUUGUGUAUAUACGUGUUUGCAUUUUCUUGGGUUAACCUUCUUCGACAAAAGGGUGGAGUGUGGGACAACAUGUCACGUGAUAUCCUAUCAGUUACUCUCAUCGUAUAUUGCUUCAUAGCUGUUUGGUUCGUGGGAGGGCUAACAGUUUUUCAUCUCUAUUUGAUUUCCACCAACCAGACAACCUAUGAAAAUUUUCGGUACCGAUACGAUAAGAAGGAAAAUCCAUACACAAAAGGAAUAUUAGCAAACUUCAAAGAACUUUCGUGUGCAAGGAUCCCAAAAAAACUGGUAAACUUCAGAGAAUGGGUUGUGGUUGAGGAUGAGAUUCCAGAUGAGUCAUAUACUUCAGAUCUUGAAAGAGGUUUCAUAAGCUCAAAACAUAAAUUUGACAUGGAAAUGGGAACAAUGUAUGGCAAAGAUGGUAUGCGAAUUCCUUCGAUUUUGAAGGAAAUGGAUUACAGUGGCUUUGAUGAUGAUUUGAAGAAAAAGGGAGGAGAAAAAGAAGGUGAAUAUGAUAUUUUUGUUCCUGUUGAUCAAAUGAAAUCUAAAACUGGAGGCGGCAAUGCAAACGCAGAGAAACAAUAA
This is a messenger RNA of Sphenostylis stenocarpa, 1287 nucleotides long. The record is from the annotation of a GenBank genome assembly. NCBI's taxonomy places the organism in Eukaryota, Viridiplantae, Streptophyta, Magnoliopsida, Fabales, Fabaceae.